AGAAUCAAUACCCAACCGGCUACACCCACUCCCAUGACCAAAACAAGAGGGGGGAAGAUUAAAAGAACAUAAAAAAACAAGUUUGGUGUAUUGAAUGGAGGAGAAGGCUAGUUGGGGAGCUCAGAAACCCAGAAAAGACCAGCUAAGUAAAUACAUUUGACCAUGUGACAGACAUAGGUACAUAAGUUUUGGGCAGAGUCAUUUAAUUGUGAAGGCCUCUGUUGCUUUCAGUUCUGUUCUUGUGUAAUGGUGGAAGGGAACAACACCUGCAGUUUCUUCAGUAUUCUUCAUUAAAAAAGGUGCUCCUGCUCUCCAAAAGAAUCUAACUAAGGACCACCUUUGUUUUUUCCUUUCAUUGUUGGUUUCUUAAAGAAAUUUAGUUGGAUGCAGUAACUGGGUCAUUUCAAUGGGGGCCAUUUAUGAAAUAUGCUUCUGUUACUGCUGCAUCAUUUCUGGAUUAGGUAGUACUGUUGUUGUAGUAACUAGCAACUUGGUAGGUUUUUGGCUCAGCGUUGAUUGACUGAUUGAUUGACAAUAAAAGUUUAGCUUGUUUUAUCUCUGGCCACUCAGCCUUUUAGAAUUAGCCUAAAUUUGUAGUUCUUGUAAUUAGGCCUUAUGGCCUCCAAUGACCAACAAGACAAGAAUGCUGUAUUUGAUAGAAGAAAUUCGAGUGCUAGUGUGAACGUGAACUUUCAGACUUCAGGACCUUGUACAAACUCUGCUAUGAUGAAAAACACUGUACCCACAAAUAAAACAUCUUCAUUGCAAAAUGUGAAGUCCCCUGUUCCCAAUGCUUCAUACUUUAGUAGCUGGGAAACUAGUAGUAGUAUGCCUCUCAAUUCAAACACAUUAGUGGGUUCUUCAUCGAUUCCAAGCAAUGCCAUUGAUAAUGGUGGUAGCAUGGCUAGUGAUGGUGUAGUUAUUGGUAGAUCAAGUGGGUCUUCUUCUGCUUUGGCAUUUAGAUCUUCAGGGGGUUGGAACGCUUCUGGGAUUUUAAUGCAGAGUGGAGGAACAUCGACACCAGGCAUGAUUCAGUUAGCUUGUGAUAAUGGGUUUGCAGAAAGAGCUGCAAGAUUCUCUUGCUUUGGUGGGGCUGGUGGUAGUGGUGCUGCUUUCAAUCUCAGUGAAGCUGUCUUCACCAGAUCUGGGGUUGAUAAUUCAGUCAUCCCCAAGAUCCCCAGACCUACAAAUAUGGCUGAACUGAUCAAGGCUGCUGCUUCUCCGUCGAAGGAAGAAGUUUGCACUCCAAGAAAAGCUGGAAGGCUGUCAAGGUCUUCCACGCCAGGAGGCAAUGACUCUGAUGAUGCUGAAGCCAGUACUGCUAGAGAGGAUUCUUCCAGUUCAGAACAGAUUACAGGCGAAGCUGCUGGAAGGAAACGCAAGCAAAUGCAACAAUUGCCGAAGGAUAAGGCAAAGGAAUUGUCUCCGUCUGAAGCUGGAAUGGAUAGAAAGAGUAUAGAACCCCAGUACAUAGCUCCAGAAGGUUUGUUGGAGAAGGAUGAUAUAAAAUCCAAGGCAGAACAAAGUUCUAGUGUGAAUGCUAAGGCUUUAGAUGCACCCAAAGAAGAUUACAUUCAUGUCAGAGCAAGGCGAGGCCAAGCAACUAAUAGUCAUAGUCUUGCAGAGAGAGUGAGAAGGGAAAAGAUUAGUGAACGCAUGAAGUUUCUGCAGGAUCUUGUUCCUGGAUGUAGUAAGGUAACCGGAAAAGCAGUGAUGCUUGAUGAGAUAAUAAAUUAUGUUCAGUCACUUCAACGGCAAGUCGAGUUUUUGUCAAUGAAGCUUGCAGCUGUUAACCCUCGUUUGGACUUCAACAUAGAAGCACUUCUCGCUAAAGAUUUGCGAGGCUCCUUACCAACCAUGCUGUGUGCCCCGGAAGCAAAUACCUCAUAUCCCCAGCUUCACCAAUCCCAACAGGGGCUUCUCCAAGUUGCGACAGAAGGACAUGGUGUGCUAAACCAAGCAGAAGCAAUUAGAAGAACAAUGAAUGCCCAAUUAGCAUGCGUUGAUGGUUAUGGAGAUGCUCUUGCUCAGUUAUCGAAUGUAUGGGAUGAUGAGCUCCAAAGCAUUGUACAGAUGGGAUUUGCGCAAAAUAUUCAAACUCCUUUUAAAUCCCAAGGAAACAGUGGGUCAAUGCCCACAAGCAAUAUGAAGGCUGAACAUUGAUUACGAUCUUUGUUUGUUUACUAGAAACUAAGAUUUGAAGUGGGACUUGUGCUCCUAAAUGGCUCAGAAUUAAUGAGCUGAUAGGCUCCAAGAAUUCCAGAUACACAUCAAGCAGGGUGAGAAAUAUAACUUGAUGAUCGGCACUCGACCUAAAUUCUAAGCUGGAUGCUUGGAUCAUCUGUACAUACAGGAGAGUCCUGUAAUCAGAAUCUCUGCAACUGGCAUGGCUCAUGGAUCAUGAAAUUUCGAAUUUCUAUGCGAAAUCCAUUACAAAGAUAAUCCUCCAAUUAUCGUACAAAAUUAAUGUAAAUCUGGCAUUAUGUCCAGACAAAAUAGGUCUAAAUUCAAAUGUAUAAUUUAUACAGUAUUCAGUCUUAUCAAUAAACCUUAUUGUUGUUAGUCA
This is a messenger RNA of Cryptomeria japonica (Japanese cedar), 2566 nucleotides long. RefSeq names its product transcription factor bHLH49. NCBI's taxonomy places the organism in Eukaryota, Viridiplantae, Streptophyta, Pinopsida, Cupressales, Cupressaceae. Gene Ontology annotation, cellular component: nucleus. The coding region runs from base 616 to 2163 and encodes 515 amino acids. Gene Ontology annotation, molecular function: DNA-binding transcription factor activity; protein dimerization activity. The record is from RefSeq and is a predicted model, not a curated record. Gene Ontology annotation, biological process: regulation of DNA-templated transcription. The transcript is spliced from 8 exons.